Molecule: messenger RNA, 3799 nt
Organism: Myripristis murdjan (pinecone soldierfish)
Lineage: Eukaryota; Metazoa; Chordata; Actinopteri; Holocentriformes; Holocentridae
Gene: cacng8b
Product: calcium channel, voltage-dependent, gamma subunit 8b
Exons: 6
Coding region: 640-1890 (416 amino acids)
Biological process (GO): postsynaptic neurotransmitter receptor diffusion trapping; neurotransmitter receptor transport, postsynaptic endosome to lysosome; transmission of nerve impulse
Cellular component (GO): AMPA glutamate receptor complex; postsynaptic density membrane
Molecular function (GO): voltage-gated calcium channel activity; channel regulator activity
Source: RefSeq, a predicted model, not a curated record
GAGGGGGAGACGCAUUCUCACCGAGUACACACACAAGCAUCGGCCACAUCCACUGUAGACAAAUCCGUGUUCAGUGACGUGUUUUGUAUUAGCCCUUUUUUCAUAUCUGUUAAGCCUUUUCAUCACGGGGCUGAACUACAUUUAACGAAGAUUUACAAAAUUCCAGCCUGAUGCACGUUUCUUAUUUUUGCCAUUUCUAAUCACUCCCGCCUAUUUCUUGUUUCUUUUUUUUUUCUCUCGAUAGACCCGUUAUUUAGCCUAUCUACCGUCCACCCCCUCUCUCUUUUCCUCCUCAUCUUUUCUUCUUGGGAGUGCGACGCGCUACGAAUCUGAAAUAAUAAGCCUGCAGCGACCAUGUCCUCUCGGGUGCAGGCUCUCUGCUAACACAGGACGGAGAGAGAGGCCGCCGUCCAAACCACAACCUCCACCACCACAGCUUUCCAGUGAGAGACAGAGAGAGUGAGAGAGAAAGAGACAGAGGCAAAAAAAAAAAGUGAGGACGAGUGCAAGAAGGAGAGGGGGGAGAGAGUGAAAACAGUCGAUGGAUGCUGUCCGGAUUGAGGGGACAGCACAUUCUUCACUAACGAGGAAAAGAAAGAUUUCAAAAUUGAGUCGAAGGAUAGAAACUCGCCGUCAGGCAUGGUGUGUGAGAAGGGGAUCCAGAUCCUCCUCACCACCGUGGGGGCAUUCGCUGCCUUCGGCCUGAUGACGGUGGCGAUAGGGACGGACUACUGGCUGUACUCCCGUGCCCUCAUCUGCAACAGCACAGCCAACGUCUCCCAAGACGACCCCCAUAACAAGGACAAGAAGGACCCUGGGGCGCUCACCCACUCUGGCCUCUGGAGGAUAUGCUGUUUGGAAGGGGUGAAGAGAGGAGUGUGUUCGCAGAUCAACCACUUCCCAGAGGAUGCAGACUUUGACCAUGAUGGGGCAGAGUAUGUCCUACGGGUAGUCAGGGCUUCCAACAUCUUCCCUAUCCUCAGUGCCAUCCUGCUGCUGAUGGGAGGAAUGUGCAUUGCUGCUAGUCGUUUCUAUAAGAGCAAGAGGAACAUCAUCCUGGGGGCAGGAAUUCUCUUUGUGGCUGCAGGUCUGAGUAACAUCAUUGGUGUGAUUGUGUACAUCUCGGCUGCACUGGGGGACAUCUCUCCUAAGAAGGACGAGGAUAAGAAGUGGCAGUACUCCUACGGCUGGUCCUUUUACUUUGGAGGCCUGUCCUUCAUCAUGGCCGAGAUGGUGGGGGUUCUGGCUGUCAACAUCUACAUCGAGAAGAACAAGGAGCUGCGCUGCCGCUCACGCACCGACAUUUUCAAGAGCACCACGCACGCCAUGCUCCGCCUGCCCAGCUACCGCUUCCGCCGCCGGUCCCGCUCCUCAUCCCGCUCCACCGACCCCUCCCGCUCCCGAGACCCCUCGCCUGUAGGGGGUGGUGGGGGCAAGAACUUCGGCCUGCCCCCCUCAGCGCUCCUCUCCCAGGGCCCCAUCUCAGUGUCCACGCUGCCUAACCCACACUCUCGCUCCCACACAGCCCUGGCUGGAGGCGACAUCUCCCUCUACACUCUGUCCCGCGACCCCAAACUGGGGGGUUUGCCGCCCAUGUACGGAACGGUGGACCGGGCCACACUCUACCAACUCCACAACUGCUUCCCCAAAGAUGGGGGCGGAGGGGGAGGGGGAGUGAUGAUGAGCGGUACACUGCCCUCGCUCAAGUCCCACAACCCUUCAAAUUCUUCCAACUCCAACGCGCCGAUGCCCAACUCGGUGGGCUCUGGCCCUCCGCCCUUCUCCUCCUCCACAGUAGACAGGGAGCGAGGGAUGGGGACUCUGGACAGGCUGAAGGGAGAUAGAGAGAGCAACUCUAAUACCCUCAAUAGGAAGACAACGCCUGUGUAGAGAGAGGGGAUGAGAGAGGGAGAUGAGGAGGAAGGGAGAGAGAGGGGAUGGGUAGCAGCACGAGAGGGAGAACAGGGUGGAGAGAGGAGCACCGAGGUUUAUGGUGCAUCAGGGUCAGGACAGGAUAGAAAGACAGACAGACAGUCGAAAUGCUAUAUCUCUCCCUUCAUGUUCACUGUUAUAAAUAGUCUACUCAAUCUCACUGAGAACAAAAAGAAGAUGAGUAAUAACAGAGUGAUAAUAACAACAACAAUGAACUUUCACAAUAAAACUAUUUUGAUAUUUUAAUGCGCUAGAAAUGAUUUAUUUUGUUAAUGAUCAAACGCAAUUAACCUUGGGCUAUUAUGAAAAUGUUCCACGUAUUUUUUGUGCAAUAUUACUGCUAAUUUAACCAGAUAAUCAUUAAUGUAAAUUGUUGUUGUGAUUAUUCUUAGCGUUAUUACAAGCUAGCUCUGUUUGCAACACUAUAGUUUGGAAUGAAAAUUUAAUUUUCAUGAUUUUUCACUCUGAUUUUAGAUCUUGACGACUUUUACUGUGAAUCUCUUCCAUGCAGAGCCGCUGGAACUGCCAGUGAGCUGUGUAACUGUGUCAAAGUGUCAAGCAUGAGUGUGCACAAAAUGUGGGAGAAUGAGAGGCUGUAUAUUAUUAUAUUUUUGUCUCCCUAAUGAAUAAUUUAACAUUUGAUUUUUUAACCGUUUAUAACAUGAAGUCAGAUGUGAAUACUGUACAUUGUCUUCCAAUAUUGGUACAGAAUGAAAUGCAACAAUAAUGUGAGUGGCUGAGACAACUGACCAACUUCAUUGUUACUAUGAGUCUGAAUUUUCUAUGGGCCUCUGUUAGUCUUAUUUCCAUUCUAAUCAGUGUUAACAGUAGUCCUAGUAGCUGUAGUUGUGUUGAAGAUGUUUGUUCUUGGGCAUUAACAGAAACCUCUGUCUGGAGGAUGCAGAGAAAAGAGACAUAGAAAUACAUUUGUACAGAAUCAGGUAAAGAUUGCUGCCUGAGCAGAAAAACAAACAAACAAACAAAAAAAAAAACUUUCUCAUCUUUUCUAUGGAGAGUCCCAAAGUGAGUUCUUCAGACAUGCAACUCAUCAUUUUCACAGGCAUUGGCAAAAAAAAAAAAAAAAAAAAAAAAAAAAAAAAUACACAAUAUAUAUAAGUGGGGUAAGAGGGUUUGAAAAAAAAAAAAGGAUACAUGUACAUUGUAAUUUACACAUACCUAUAUUUGUAAAGCCUAUAGAUACUUAAUUCGGGACCACUGUUCAAACUGGGUAUGCAUUUUGGGCAAGGAGGGUUUGGCUGAAGUCUUUUUUUUUUUCUUCUGUUUGGUACAGACUGCCCCUCUCCGACUCCUGUGGGAUGGUUCCUCAACCCAUCCCGCCUGUCCCCACUCGGGCCCACCUCUGCCUAUAUUUGGUCACAUGAUUAGCGUUCCCCCUACUUUGUCAUACGAUCAAUAACAGAAUCACCACAGAGAUGACUCCUAACCUCCCCAAAGAUUCUUCUCACUGUGCUUCCCCUGUGGCCGCUGACUCUUUGAAUUUGAACUUUAACCUGUUAAGCUUAUGUUGAUGAGAAUGUACACACAAGUAGACACUCCGCCCCUCUCCUGCACUGAUCCAAGUGACUGCAGAUCCGGGUCAAACCAUGGACACCCUACGACGUUAUAUGAUGAAGAAACAAAACAACCAGACGCUUCCAGAUUCUAUACAUUUUCAUUUAUUUGAUUUCAUUUGAGAAAAAGAAUAAUGUGAUAAAACUGCGCACAGAUAGCAUUUAUGUGGGCAAUAUGAAUAGUAUGUAGUUGAGAAUAGAUAUAUCUAGACAAAUGAUUAUGGUUUAUCUAAAUGUGUGAUAAACUCAAACACUGUAUUGCACGAAGUUUAUAAAAAAAAAAAAACAAUAACAGA